AUGUCUUCUGCAGCACCUACCAUCGUCUUCCUAACCGCCGAGGAUCUCGAGAAGAUGCUCGUUUGCAUCAAGUCCGAUACCCUCAAGGAGAAGCUCUCUGCUAUCAACAACCCCCACGGUGCCACUCUCACGACCGCCAGCCUCAAUUCUACGCAACGUCUUCUCGACGUGUUCGAGGGCGAUGCAAAGAAGUUGCUCUCCCUCUACCUCAAGGACCCAACUCAAUCCGUCAACUUCAACGAUAUCAAGUCCAUCCCUCUGAAGCGUGGUCAACGCAGAGAAGUCCACAACCUCAUCCGUCAAGUUUCAAAGGACAAACUCGACUCUGAUCUCGACAGCGAAACCUCUCGCAUUCAAGUUUUUGUCAGAAAUACUGCAAUUCAGAACCACAAUCAGGAGAAGCAACGCCAGCACAAGCCUCAGCAGAAGCCUCAGCAAAAGGCUCAGCAAAAGGCUCAGCAGAACACUCAGCAGAACACUCAACAGAACAGACCAUCUGCCAGAGCAGCUCCGUACCGCAACACCAAGAACAACCGCAAGGCUGCUUCUCGCAACAAGUUGGCCACCAGAGGUGUUGCUGCCACUCGUACACCAGCUUCAAUCCACAUGACUGUUGAGCAGUUGGCCCAAAAGUUCGCCUCCAAGGAACAGUCUACUCAGUCCACGACACAGAGCGAAUCUACUCAAACUCCUGCACCAAACGAAACCACUCAACCCACAGCAGAAACCGAAGCCGCCCCGGUCGAGGCUCAUCCUGAGCAUGUCGAUGCACCUCUCGUCGAAUUCAGAACCAUUGAGCUCCACAACGCUCGUGUUCAUGAAACUUUCAAGCUUCGUGUUCCCAAGAACAAGGAGCCUGAAUUGAGUGCUGAGGAGAUUGCUGAGCGUGCAGAGGCCAGAAAGAAUGUGGUUCCUCCUCACAUGCGUGGUGCUGCAUCUGAGAUCCAGGAAGAGGAUGAGAUAGAGUGGUAG
Molecule: messenger RNA, 972 nt
Organism: Aureobasidium namibiae CBS 147.97
Lineage: Eukaryota; Fungi; Ascomycota; Dothideomycetes; Dothideales; Saccotheciaceae
Exons: 1
Coding region: 1-972 (323 amino acids)
Source: RefSeq, a predicted model, not a curated record